CUCAACACUAGCAUUGAUCUAGUGCAAGGGGCAUUGCAAAAAUAUUCUAAAUUUUGGCACCGAGUAGCAACUUACUAUCAAGAAAACAAGACAUUCAGUAGCGAUCGUGAUAAAAAAGGGUUAGAGCACCGUUGGUCGGCUAUUCAAACUGCAGUUAGUAAAUUUUGCAGGUGUUUUAAUCAAAUUGAAGCAAGAAAUCAAAGUGGCGUGACAGAGAAUGACAAGGUACUAAUUGUGGCUUCAAAUUAUGGAAAUGAUGCAAAUGUUUCAAAACAUGCAAGGAGUAAAGACAAGCAUAUAGCUUCUGAAAUUACACCAGUAAUGUUGUUUAUUGAUGAAAUGAGGCAGGAUCGGAAAGAAAAAGAGUCAAAAAGAGCAGAAUUAUUUGAUCAAAUUUAUGUUCAGGAGCAAGAGCGCACAAAGAUAGAGCAAGCCAAACUACAGAUCGCUUAAGUAGCUCAAAAUAUCAAAAAGGAAAAAAUACGAUUGAAAGUUAUGAAACAAGAUGAGAGGAUUAUGGCAAUUAACACUGAUGGCAUGCCUCCAUUACAAGUAGAGUAUUAUAAUAAGCUGAAGAUGGAAAUUCUUGGAAGACAAUUUGGUAGUGGUAGUUCAAAUUAGAAGGAAGAUGGUGGCGGUUCAAAUCUACAAUUUAUUUAGUGUGUUUUUAUGUAUUUCAAUUUACUCUUGUUGUAUCGUACUUGAAGAUGAUGUAUUGUAUUUGAAGAUUUUAUGAAGUUCUAUUUAUGCAAAUGGAAACUUUUCUUAAAAUUAAAUUAGAUCACAUAUUGAUAUAGAAAUUAAACAUCAACUAACAGGUCCUUACUUGCAACACUAAAUUCAAUGACAUUAAUAUUACAUCAGCACACAAAUCCUUUACUAAAGCCCACCAUUUCAUUCCCUUAAGUGCUCGACAAAAUCCAACUGCAAUUGAGAAUGAGUUUGCCUGUCUCUAAUGCAAUGAUGAUUCUGAAUAAAUUCACACAAAUCUAUUAUACGUUCGUGAGACACUGAUAUGGUUAGAGCUUCCUCAGCAGCAUCGUACGUGAAGUCGAUAUAAUCAUCAUUUCUUUCAUCUUCAACGAUCAUAUUAUGCACGCUUGCAUAAUAUUUUUCAAUAUUUUCUCAUCCCAAGAGCGAGUUGGUCCACACACAAUUGCAAAGCGUGAUUAGAGUACCCCGAAUGCUCGCUCUACAUCCUUUCAUGCCGACUCAUGAAGUGUAGCAAAAUGUUUUCUUUUAUUUCCUUGUGAUAAAGAAGUUGUUUUAACAAAUGUUGACCAUAACGGAUAUAUACCAUCAAUUAGGUAGUAUCCCAUCGUGUAUUCGUGACCACUGACUGUAUAAUUAACAGUCGGACCAUGCCCUUUAGCAAGUUGAGAAAAAACGGAAGACCGUUCUAACACAUUAAUGUCAUUAAGAGCUCCCGGUAAACCGAAAAAAGCAUGCUAAAUUCAAAGAUCGUAGGAAGGAACAACUUCUAAAAUUAUUGUACGAGUGUGGAUGUGACUAGUAUACAUACCAUGAUACGCAACCGGAUAAUUCUUCCAUCUCCAAUGCAUGUAGUCAAUACUUCCCCGGAAAUCCCCGUUGUUCGCCAAUUGCAAGCAAUCUUGCAGUUUCCUCGUCAAUUGGUGACCUUAGAUACUCAUCACCGAAAAAUUGCAACAAUUGCUUUAGUAAACCGACCGAGACUCUAUAGCAGUGCUUUCUCCAAUCCACACAUAAUCAUCCACAGAAUCUGCUGAUACUCCAUAAGCAAGCAUCCUCAUAGCAACAGUUACUUUCUGUUGUGAGGAUAAACCAAUUUUCCCAGCACCAUCCCGUUUCUGGACAAAGUAGGAAUUGUGUGUUUCCACUACAGAUAAAAUACGUAAAAAUAGUGGACGAUGCAUACGAAACCUCUUUCGAAAUAGUUUUGCAGGAUACACAGGAGAUUCACUAAAAUAAUCAUGAAAAAGUCUCUCGUGACCUUCAACUCUAUUGCGCUGAAUUACAACGUGCCCUGGAAUGGAACCACGACGACAUGAACUUUGACCUUCGCUAGAGUGGUGUUCUUCCAAAGAUGCGAUUGCUAAUAAGGUCGCAUAAUCAUCAUCGUCGUCAUCCUCUUCCUCUUGUAGCAAGGCACGUAACAAAUUACUAGCCAUAAAUAAUAUUGAAGAUUGGGUUAAAAAAAUUAAAUGAAUUCGAAUUUAGUGAAAAUGAAAGACACUGGUAAUGCUAUUUAUAGAGAGAGUGACCACAUUUAAUUAAAAAACGGUCGUUGAUAUAUGACCGAAGAAAUAUGAAUGUUAUAAUACGACCAUUGAGAUAUGA
Molecule: messenger RNA, 2319 nt
Organism: Asparagus officinalis (garden asparagus)
Lineage: Eukaryota; Viridiplantae; Streptophyta; Magnoliopsida; Asparagales; Asparagaceae
Exons: 3
Source: RefSeq, a predicted model, not a curated record